UUGAGUGAGAAUUCCUAAAGAAGCCUCCUUUCUGUUGCCUGGUGUCAACUUUUCUUCUUCAAAAGGGAAACUUUCUCGGGAUUUGGUUUCGCUUUCUUGGGGAAAAGGAAAUGAUGAAUCCGAAAAGGGAGACAAGAAAGCUGUUCCCAGGGGUUUACUUCUUCUUCUUCAUCUAUUUGCUCGUCCUCUCUGCUCGCUUUCAACCCUCAGAAGCUACCAAAGAUUCGUCAGUUCGACAGGUCAAGUUACAGAAUCAUCGACUUGGCUCCUCUAUCGUGUUUCCUGUCUCCGGGAACGUUUACCCUCUUGGGUACUAUUAUGUGUUGCUUAAUAUAGGAAACCCACCAAAGCUCUUUGACUUGGACAUUGACACUGGCAGUGACCUCACUUGGGUUCAAUGUGAUGCACCCUGCAACGGAUGCACAAAGCCUCUUGCUAAUCAGUACAAGCCUAAUCGCAACACUUUGCCUUGUUCACACCUCUUGUGUUCUGGCCUAGACCUUCCCCAGAGCAGACCUUGUGCUGACCCUGACGAUCAGUGUGACUAUGAAAUUGGGUAUUCUGAUCAUGCAUCGUCUGUUGGGGCUCUCGUUACUGAUGAGUUUCCUCUGAGACUCGAAAAUGGCUCCACUAUGCAUCCCCAUUUGACAUUUGGAUGUGGGUAUGAUCAGCAGAACCCUGGUCCACACCCUCCUCCCCCAACAGCAGGAAUCCUUGGCCUUGGCAGAGGCAAAAUAAGCAUCUCAUCACAGCUUAGUUCCUUGGGGGUAACAAAGAAUGUGAUUGUACAUUGCUUCAAUCAUAAUGGUAAAGGCUUUCUCUCUAUCGGAGAUGAGCUUGUUCCUUCUUCUGGCGUUACAUGGACUUCAUUGGCUCGUAAUUCACCUAGUAAAAACUACAUGACUGGACCAGCAGAGCUUCUCUUUAACGACAAGACUACAGGUGUCAAAGGCAUUAACUUAGUUUUUGAUAGUGGAAGCUCGUACACUUACUUCAAUGCUGAAGCAUACAAAGCAAUUCUCGAUCUUAUAAGAAAAGACGUUAAGGGGAAGGCUUUGAUGGACGCAAAAGAAGAUAAAAGCUUACCGGUCUGUUGGAAAGACAAAAAACCUUUGAAAUCAGUUCAUGAUGUCAAGAAAUACUUCAAGACGAUUACUUUACGAUUUGGGAGUCAAAAAAGUGGUCAGCUAUUUCAUGUUCCACCUGAGUCAUAUCUCAUUAUCACUGAAAACGGAAACGUGUGUUUGGGUAUUCUAAAUGGAACUGAAAUCGGGCUCGAAAACUACAAUAUCAUUGGAGACAUAUUUUUCCAAGGGAUAAUGGUGAUCUACGACAAUGAGAAGCAGAGGAUUGGAUGGAUUCCUUCAGACUGUAACAAGCUUCCUAAUUUGGAUCAAGACUACGGAGAAAAUUUGUCGGAGGAGGCAUAUCCAAGAGGGUUUGGUUUUCUAGGAGGGCUUUUCUCAGGAACUGAUUCUUCUAAAAACAAGAACUUGGUCUCAGAUGGAGAGCUAUGACACAGAGAAGAGUUUUUAGUCGUUCUAAUAAUAAAAAAAAAAAAGUAAAAACUUUUUGAGGUUAUGCGGUUAUCAUAGAAACAAGGAAAUAUUUUGUGAAUAUAUAUACCCCUUGUGUAUCA
Eutrema salsugineum is the source of this 1639-nucleotide messenger RNA. RefSeq names its product aspartic proteinase Asp1. The coding region runs from base 111 to 1517 and encodes 468 amino acids. The transcript is spliced from 9 exons. Gene Ontology annotation, molecular function: aspartic-type endopeptidase activity. The record is from RefSeq and is a predicted model, not a curated record. Gene Ontology annotation, biological process: proteolysis. NCBI's taxonomy places the organism in Eukaryota, Viridiplantae, Streptophyta, Magnoliopsida, Brassicales, Brassicaceae.